This is a messenger RNA of Aspergillus melleus, 1785 nucleotides long. RefSeq lists its product as uncharacterized. Lineage: Eukaryota; Fungi; Ascomycota; Eurotiomycetes; Eurotiales; Aspergillaceae. The record is from RefSeq and is a predicted model, not a curated record. The coding region runs from base 1 to 1785 and encodes 594 amino acids. Gene Ontology annotation, biological process: transmembrane transport. The transcript is spliced from 5 exons. Gene Ontology annotation, molecular function: transmembrane transporter activity.
AUGCUGAGUGCAUGGAUGAGGUGCUUUCGCCCGUCGCAGGAGAACGAAAGCAUCGCCAGUCCCCAACCAUCGUCCAUAUAUGAUGAGAAACAUAGAGACUAUGAGGUCAACGUCCAAGAGUCCGACUCGGCGGUACCUGCCACCGGCGCCGCCAAGAUUGAAGCCGUCGAAGCAGUGGGAGGUCGCAAAGGCCGCUAUCUGCUGUACGCGGGGCUGGCAAUGAUCAUGACCAUCUAUGAGCUGGACACAUCCACCGUGGGGACGUAUCGCAAUUUUGCGACUUCCGAUUUUGACCAUCUUUCCAUGCUGGCCACUCUGAACACGGCCGCGAGCAUCAUCUCCGCCGUGUGUAAACCACCGAUCGCCAAAGUGUCCGAUGUUCUUGGUCGCGCAGAAGCGUACAUCUUUACCCUCGCUUGCUAUAUCAUUUCGUAUACACUUUGCGCAUCGUCCAAAUCCUUCAACACCUACGCCGGUGGUUACGUCUUCUACUCUAUUGGUCAGGCUGGUAUGGCCAUCCUUAAUGCCACCGUCGUCUCAGACAUUUCCUCCAUGCGUUGGAGAGGAUUCGUUUACAAUAUACUAUAUGUGCCGUUUUUGGUCACCCCGUGGAUCUCCGCUUUCAUCGUCGACAGUGUGGUAAAUGGGAUCGGCUGGAGAUGGGGCAUUGGCAUGUUCGCAAUCUUGAUGCCGUUCUGCGCCAGCUUCAUUAUCAUCACUCUGCUUGUGUUCCAGCAGCGGGCGAAACGUUCGGGUCUGAUCUUAACCGAGCGAUUAAAUAUAUAUGACUUCUGCUCGAGAAUCGAUCUUGGUGGUAUCAUUCUUCUCAGUGGUGGAUUUACACUGGUGCUCAUUCCAAUCACAUUGGCGGCUACCACGACCAGUCGCUGGCAGACCCCCUGGGUGGAUGUUCUGAUCGCUCUUGGUGGAGUUGUGCUGCUCUGCCUUUAUCCGUACGAGAAAUAUCUCGCCCGGCAUCCGGUUGUUCCCGUGCGCUAUUUCCGUACCCUCUCUGUUGUUGUGUCGGUGGCCCUGGCUUGCGUCGACAACAUCGGCUUCGGCAGCACUCAUACCUAUCUCUAUGUCUGGUCGAUGGUCUCGCACGACUUCUCUCCACGCGACGCGCAGUUCCUCAACUACACCAACGCCGUGAUGCAGGCUUUGGUCGGUAUGGGCACUGGACUCCUGAUGUACCGCAUGCGCUCGUACAAGUGGAUUGGAGUGAUUGGGGCGGUGAUUCGAAUGGUCGGCUAUGGUGCCAUGGUCCGACUACGCACCAACGCCAGCUCUACGGCAGAGCUUUUCAUUGUUCAGAUUGUCCAGGGCGUAGGCAGCGGUAUCAUCGAGACCGUCGUUGUCGUGGCGGCACAAAUCUCUGUGUCUCACGCGGAACUUGCCCAGGUCACGUCAUUGACAAUGCUGGGAUCGUUCCUGGGCAAUGGCAUUGGUUCGGCCAUUGCGGGGGCCAUUUAUACGGGAAAGUUGCGCCACCAACUCCGACUGCAUUUGGGCUCGGGCGUAAGUGACGACAAGGUCGAUACUCUGUACAAUUCGAUCACGGGAACAUUGCCUCCGUGGGGAUCUACGGAGCGGGGUGCCGUUAAUCAGGCCUAUUCCGAUGUGAUGGGCUACAUCACGAUCGCAGCGCUCGCCUUCUCCGCCCCGGUGGUGGUUCUGGCGCUGAUCCUUCCCAACAAGAAGCUCGGGGACGGACACAACUUGGUUCAAGACGAACAACCCCCGCGCACGUCUCAGGCAGCAUUAGUCGAGAAAGAAACGCGAUGA